UGUCUCCACGUGUUUCAAUUUGAAAAUGUGCUUAUAUAUACCAUAAGGUUCUUUAUUGAGUUUUCUAUGUCAUAGUAAUGCAUGCAUUACAAUAGCACAUAAACUCGAUCACCUGAAAUUAAUUUUUAUUUUUUAUUUACGAUUAUCAAGGUUCAUAUUUGUUAGACAUGAAGAUGGAACAUCACAUGAAUAAAAGGUUUCUAUUGUUGUGGUUUAUAAUGGCUAUGCAACUCUGUUUCAUGAUGCUUGGUGCUUAUUCUGAAAAUAACAGUAAAAGUUUAAUGGGAAUUAAUCCUCCAGUCAGUAUUAAGUAUGAAAGAAAUUCUAGCCAGGUGGUGAUCACAAAUGGCAUAUUUACCCUCUAUUUGGCAAAUCCCAGGGGGUAUGUUAAAGGAAUAUCAUAUGGUGGAAUGCAGAAUUUACUUGCAACUGAAAAUGAAGAGGGUGAUAGAGGGUACUUGGACGUUGUUUUUGGCAGCUUUGAAAGAGUCCAAGGGACAACUUUCUCAAUCGUAUCACAAACGAUGAAUGAAAUUGAGGUUUCAUUUGUAACGACAUGGAAUUCUAGAGUAGCUCACUCACAAGUUCCUCUAAACAUAGACCAAAGGUAUAUAGUACGAAGAGGCGAUUCAGGAUUUUAUUCUUACGUGAUAAUGGAACGAUUAGAAGGAUUCCCUGCUGUAACAAUUGAUCAAAUAAGGAUUGUUUAUAAACUUCAGGAAAAACAAUUCAACUAUAUGGCCAUCUCAGAUACUAGACAAAGAAGAAUGCCAUCGCCACAAGAUAGAGCAGGAGGUCGACCCUUAGCAUAUAAAGAAGCUGUUCUCUUAACUCAUCCAUCUGAACCAGAAUUUAGGGGAGAGGUGGAUGACAAAUAUCAAUACUCAAGUGAGAACCAAUACAACAAUAUUAAUGGAUGGAUUACUGCAGAUUCUGAAAAGCCCGUGGGUUUCUGGAUCAUAACACCUAGUAAUGAAUUCCGCAAUGGUGGGCCUAUUAAGCAAGACCUCACAUCUCAUGUUGGGCCAACUUGUCUAUCCAUGUUUGUGAGUACCCACUAUGGUGGCAAAGAAACAGAAAUGGUAUUCCAAAAUGGAGAGGCUUAUAAAAAGGUUUUUGGGCCUAUUUUUGUUUACAUGAACUCUGCCUCAAGUAAAGCUCACUUCACAUCUCUAUGGUCAGAUGCCAAGCAAAGGUUAUCCAAUGAACUCAAAAGUUGGCCUUAUAAUUUCGUUCAAUCAAAGGCUUUUGUUCCAGCUAAUGAACGGGGAACAGUACUAGGGUCUUUCCAAGUCAACGACUGGGGGAAAGUAUCUCCUGCUAAUAAUGCUUACAUUGGUCUAGCAAGCCCUGGAGAAGCAGGAUCAUGGCAAAGUGAAAGCAAGGGCUAUCAAUUCUGGACUAGAAGUGACCAACAUGGAUUCUUUGUUAUAAAAAACAUUGUACCUGGGAGAUACAACUUGUUUGCCUGGGUUCCUGGCUACAUUGGAGAUUACAAAUAUAAAUAUUUAGUCACCAUUAGACCAGGAGGCAUCAUCAAAUUGAAUUCACUAGUAUAUUAUCCUCCAAGAAAUGGCCCUACUCUAUGGGCGAUUGGCAUUCCAGAUCGAUCAGCUCAUGAAUUUUAUGUACCAGAUGCUUAUGCUAACCUCACAAACAAAUUAUACGUCAACGACUUCGAAGACAGGUUUAGGCAAUAUGGGAUAUGGCAACGUUACACCGAUUUAUAUCCAAAAAAUGAUCUCGUUUACAGGGUUGGUGUUGAUAAUUAUAGAAGAGAUUGGUUUUAUGCUCAUGUUCCAAGGUUAACAAAUAAUAAACUCGAAGCAACCACAUGGAAGAUUGUAUUUGAUCUUAAAAGUAAUGUAGUGAGGGGUAACUACACACUACAACUGGCAAUUGCAAGUGCCACUUAUGCUGAAGUGCAGGUUUCAUUGAAUGACAUGAGUGCUUAUCCUCCCCACUUCACAACACAUCGAAUAGGCGAUGACAAUGCAAUAGCAAGACAUGGAAUCCAUGGAUUGCAGUUAUUUUAUAGCAUACCAUUACCUAGUUCUCGUAUGGUAAGAGGAAUUAAUACAAUAUUUCUAAGGCAAACAAGAUGUGAAUCCUUUUUCCAAGGAGUUAUGUAUGAUUAUAUUCGUUUAGAAAGUCCUAGAGUUUAAGCAUUAAAGCUUGUAUGUUACAUAAUACAAAUGACUUAGUUAGUUGUGUUGUAUGCCUAUCUUUAUUAAAAUUCAAUAAUAAAAUCAUUGCUUUCAAUUUUGUGCUUCUA
Messenger RNA from Cicer arietinum (chickpea), 2275 nucleotides. RefSeq lists its product as uncharacterized. Gene Ontology annotation, biological process: carbohydrate metabolic process. NCBI's taxonomy places the organism in Eukaryota, Viridiplantae, Streptophyta, Magnoliopsida, Fabales, Fabaceae. Gene Ontology annotation, molecular function: catalytic activity; carbohydrate binding. The record is from RefSeq and is a predicted model, not a curated record.